AUGGCCCAAAUGAAGGUUUUCAUUUCCACACAUAUACUGCUGCUAAAAUUUCCUACGCCCUAUGGCACAUGCACGGUGCGCGGCGACCAACUUGGUGCCCGAAGCUGCUAUGCUUUAGUAGUCAAAUCCACCAAUCGCCAACAUAAGGGUGAGGCCCUCGUAGUAACCCAGGCCCCAGCCCUUCCUCGAGCUGGCAUUGAACGACCUAAAGGCCCCAGGGAGGAAUCUGUCACCCAGCAGGCAGAACCUGUGGAAGACCUUGAGCUGGUCACUCUCCAUGAUAACAUCCCGGAUCGGCAGGUCCGAAUUGACACCUCCCUCCCACCAGAGCUUCGCUCUGAUCUCGUCGCCUUCCUCUGCCUCAACUCUGAGAAGCGUCGUGCUUAUGACCUAGAGCGGUAUGAGGCCAUAAGGGCCGGGGCGAAUAAGCUUAGUACCAUUGGAUUUAUCAAGGAAGUGGACUAUCCCACUUGGCUGGCUAAUGUGGUGAUGGUCCGUAAACCAAAAAAGUGCUGGCGCAUGUGUCAGGCCUACCUAAAGGAUAGCUUCCCCUUACCCCGCAUUGACCAGCUAGUGGACGCCACAGCUGGCCAUGCCCUCCUCAGCUUCAUGGAUGCUUACUCUGGGUAUAACCAGAUCUUCAUGCACCCUGAAGACCAAGCCCACACCUCCUUCAUCACGGAUCAUGGUCCAUACUGCUAUAAGGUGAUGCCCUUCGGGCUAAAGAAUGUCGAGGCUACUUAUCAGCGCCUGCACAUCCCUAACCUCUUUGCCACGUUCACCAUCUUGAAGGAGUAUAGAAUGAGGCUUAACCCCACCAAGUGUGCAUUCGGGGUGGCUUCAGGCAAAUUCCUUGGCUUCAUGAUUAGCCAGAGAGAUUCAUCUCCAAAGCUACUGAUCGCUGCGCCCCAUUCUUCAAGGCACUUAAGGGUAGCAAACAAAGCAUUACCUGGACUGCCGAGUGUGACAAAGCCUUCAGCGAGCUCAAGGAUUAGCUCUGUGCUCAUCCGGCCAAAGGAGAGUGCUGAGCACCCAGUGCAUUAUGUUAGCAAAGCAUUACAAGAUACUGAGGUUCGGUACCCAGACAUUGAGAAGCUGGCCUUCGCACUAGCAAGUAUUGUAGAAGCCAGAGACUUCUGGGAGGCUUCGACCGCUACCCAGAUCAUAACCGAACCCAAUCUUCCUUUGGGCCAGCUCCACGUCGCCAACAAUGGCAAUCUCGACCUAACCCAACCCUUGUGGACCUUAUAUGUGGAUGGCUCAUCCAAUACCCAAGAAUGUGGGGCUGGCCUAAUUCUCAUCUCCCUAGACAAGGUUGUCCUUGAGUACGCCCUUCGCUUCAAAUUCCACGCCUCCAACAAUAAGGCCGAAUAUGAAGCACUCUUAGCUGGCCUUCAGCUGGCCAAGGAGAUGGGCGCCAAUCAAAUUCAGAUAUUCAACGACUCACAGCUCGUUGUCCAUCAAGUCAACCAGGACUUCACGGCCAAGGACAUCUCUAUGAUCGCCUACCUCCAGCAUACCCGUCAUUUGCUUGCAACAUUCGACACUCAUCUUAUAAGCCAAGUGUCACGCUAUGAGAACAACCAUGCUGAUGAGUUGGCUAGGCUAGCCUCGGCCUUGGAGCAGGGCACAAGUCGCAAUAUCCACAUCGAGUUCUUGGAUCAGCCCAGGACACAAGCACUAAUCAUCUGUACCAUUGAUCACAGCCCUACAUGGAUGGACCCCAUCAUUCAGUUUUUACAGAACCAGACACUUCCUGCCAAUCCUGCUGAGGCACGGCGUGUUCGCUAUCGCUCCGCCGGAUACCUGAUCGUCAAUGGCGCCCUAUACAAGCGUGGCUUCAGCCUCCCCUACCUUUGGUGCCUGACCAUAGAGGAAGGUAACUACGUCCUAAGGGAGAUUCAUGAGGGCAUCCGCGGCAACCACUCAGGCGCUCUCUCCCUAGCACACAAGGCCAUUCGGCAAGGAUACUUUUGGCCAUCAUUUCAUACAGAUGCCCAAGCCUUCACCCAGAAGUGCGACAAGUGCCAGCGGUUUGCCAACAUCCCACAACUUCCAGCUGAACCAUUGACAGCCAUGGUCAAUCCUUGGCCAUUUGCCCAGUGGGGACUUGCCCUCAUUGGACCUAUGCCUGAGGGCAAGGGCCAAGUCAAGUAUGUAGUUGUGGCUGUAGACUAUUUCACCAAAUGGGCUGAAGCCGAAGCCUUAGCCACCAUCACGGCAGCUCCCAUCAAGACAUUCGUCUGGCAAAACAUCAUAUGUCGCUUCGACAUCCCUAACACUAUCAUUACAGACAAUGGCCGGUUCCCCGAAGUUCUCUGGUCUUACCGCACUACCUUCCGUACCUCCAUAGGAGAAACACCGUUCUCUCUUUCCUUUGGUACUGAAGUCGUGGCACCUGUGGACAUUGGCCAGCCCAUAUACCGAACCUUCACUUACGAGGCCGAAGCCAAUGACGAGUAG
Prunus armeniaca (apricot) is the source of this 2463-nucleotide messenger RNA. The record is from the annotation of a GenBank genome assembly. Lineage: Eukaryota; Viridiplantae; Streptophyta; Magnoliopsida; Rosales; Rosaceae.